AUGAUCAGUCGUAACAUAGAAGCGGUCUCCGAAAAAUCGCGGCGAUUUUUAGAACAGGCCCAGUUGCUAUGUCAUGAAUCCAACACCCAAUUGUCUUUGGUUAAGACAAGAAUACGGGAUUGGCAAAAGUACAGGUCCAAACUACUGUUUAUUUUGGAUUGUAUAACCGAACAAUGCACCUAUUUAACUAAUGUGUUGUUAAAAAAUGGGAUUGGGAAAAAGCUCAUCGAUAAUCAAUGGCGCAGGGCGAUUCUUGUAGAUCUGGCAGACGAGAUGGAACACUGGCAGAAAGACAUCCAAAAUAUGAUCAAAAAACUGGAUAGUGUGCACAACUCGUUAGAAAAAGAGCGGGACUCUACUUUGGGUGACUUCAUUUCCAGAGAUAACUCUCAUGUUCUUGACGACAAACUGAACGAGCUUCCGGUCAUACGCAAGCAAGUUGAAAACAUCUCGCGGCAAUACCAGCAAACGGUUACUAAGGUUCAGCUUCAGUUGAUAGAAACCAAGCUAAAGAAAGUGGAAAAUGAAUUUAUCGUCAAGUUCGGAGAUCAGAAUGAAACGAAUAUAAGAUUGGAUGAGCAGUUCACUACGGAAGCAGAACAGCGGGUCCACGAGCUUGCAGAUUUUCUCAAGUCAUUCACAGAUCAUUUUGAUAAAUGUAGCAUCUUGAUGUCAGGAACGCUGACACCGACAGAAAGUAAAUCACUCUACGAGAUAGUGGAACGCGACGAUAAGGAGCUUCCUGCCAUCGAAUCGUCUCUGCAUGAAGCUUUUAAAGAGGCUUUCAGUUUUGCUGAGGAGGUAAAUGCACUUUUGGACACGAAAGAAGCAGAAAAGGCAGAAAUAGAGGCUUUAGUGAUGAAAAUACUAGCGGAUCUGCAGAAGCAUGAGGAAUAUAUCUCCGUAUUUGAGGGGAUCUCUAAGCUUAUAGAGAGGUUCAAAAACUCGUGUUUGGAUAGUGUCCGGCAAACUAAAGAACUACUAGGCUUCUACGUCAACUUCGAAAACAGCUACUACAGGCUGCUAGCUGAGGUGAAAAGACGACAAGGAGCAGCAGAAAAAAUGGCAGAAAUCCUAACAAACUGUGAGGCUCAGCUGAAGAAAUUGGAUGCGGCAGAUAUUCGAGAACGGCAAAUGUUUUUACUUGAAAAUGGGGAUUUUCUUCCGGAGACCAUUUGGCCCAAUGAAAUCGGCAACCUCUCUUCCUUGUACACCCUUGAUUACCACGUAAGAAAUGUUUGA
Molecule: messenger RNA, 1242 nt
Organism: Lachancea lanzarotensis
Lineage: Eukaryota; Fungi; Ascomycota; Saccharomycetes; Saccharomycetales; Saccharomycetaceae
Gene: ATG17
Product: LALA0S03e07536g1_1
Exons: 1
Coding region: 1-1242 (413 amino acids)
Biological process (GO): autophagosome assembly; piecemeal microautophagy of the nucleus; autophagy of mitochondrion
Cellular component (GO): Atg1/ULK1 kinase complex; phagophore assembly site
Molecular function (GO): protein kinase activator activity; molecular adaptor activity
Source: RefSeq, a predicted model, not a curated record